AUGUCACCAUCCACCCAACAGAACCCAAAAACCUUAGAUUUGAACAAUCUCCCACUGUUUGAUUUGACUACUUUCAAACACGAUUCUAUUACUUAUCAUAAAGAAGACUCAACAUACUGGUUUUAUGAAAAACUGAAACAGUCAUUCCCAGGUCAAUCUUUUGGCUUACAAGUUGAGCAAAUUUUAUACCACACACAAUCUCAAUUUCAAGAUAUCUUGAUUUUCAAAAGUACCAAUUUCGGAAAUGUGCUAGUAUUAAAUGGAAUUAUUCAAUGUACUGAAAAGGAUGAAUUUGCUUAUCAAGAAUUAAUCACACAUUUACCAAUCAUGUCUCACCCAGAUCCUAAAAAAGUUCUUGUUAUCGGUGGUGGAGAUUGUGGAGUUAUUCGUGAACUUGUCAAACACGUCAAUGAUGGAUCAGUUAAAGAAAUAACCAUGGUUGAAAUAGAUGAUAUGGUUAUCAAAUUACUGACAAAGUUUUUACCGGAAAUGGCCAAGUAUCACAACCAUCCAAAAUUAAAUUUAGUCAUUGAUGAUGGGUUUGCAUUUUUGAAAAAUGCAAAAGAGAAAUAUGAUGUUAUCAUCACCGACUCAUCAGAUCCUGAUGAUGGACCAGCAGAAGAAUUCUUCCAAGUCAACUAUUUUAAAUUGUUAUUAAAUGCAUUAAAUGAAAAAGGGAUAGUUAUUAUGCAAUCACUGGAGAAUAUAUGGUUGAAUUUGAAAUAUUUAGGUGAUUUGAAAUGCAAGGCUUCGGAAGUCUUUAAUAACGUCAAAUAUGCACAAUGUUAUAUGCCAAGUUACACUUCUGGUCAAUUGGGAUUAUUAAUUGCAACUAUGGAUACUGCAAAGGAUUUAACUAAUCCCUUGAGAAAAUUCUCACGUGAAAAAGAAUCGCAAUUAUUUAAAUAUUAUAAUCAACAAGUUCAUGCUAGUUCAUUCAUUUUACCAACCUGGGCUGAUGACUAUUUAAAUAAGAAUUAA
Molecule: messenger RNA, 981 nt
Organism: Candida tropicalis MYA-3404
Lineage: Eukaryota; Fungi; Ascomycota; Pichiomycetes; Serinales; Debaryomycetaceae
Product: spermine synthase
Exons: 1
Coding region: 1-981 (326 amino acids)
Biological process (GO): spermidine biosynthetic process
Cellular component (GO): cytosol
Molecular function (GO): spermidine synthase activity
Source: RefSeq, a predicted model, not a curated record